ACUAAAACAAUAAGUUUGGGCUUUGGUUUUAAAUUGCUCAUACAGUACGAAUUGGACAUAGAAACGGCCCAAUUCGAAAUAAGUAGCCCAAUCUGAAAUUGGUAAAACCCUAGAACCUUCUACUUCAUCCCUCGUAUUCCAUCAUCACUUUCCAAUUCAAUCACAUCAAUCGAAAAUGGCGAAACGCUUAAUCCCAACCUUGAACAGGGUGCUGGUGGAGAAAUUAGUGCCCCCUUCCCAAACCGCAGCUGGAAUCCUCCUCCCGGAGAAAUCCUCCAAGCUGAACUCUGGAAAGGUGAUUGCAGUCGGACCCGGAGGUCGCGACGUUGCCGGAAAUCAUAUUCCGGUUACGGUGAAGGAAGGUGACGAGGUUCUGUUGCCUGAAUAUGGCGGGACGGAAAUCAAAUUAGGCGAAAAAGAGUACCAUUUGUAUAGGGACGAAGAUAUUUUGGGUACACUGCACCAUUGAUUCAUCGGGGAUCUCAAUGUUGAAUAUGCGAGUAUUGGAGAGUUUAGUGUCUAGUGAUGCUGCACAUUGUUGUCAACUCUUUUUCUUCAAUUCCAAUAAUCAACGAAUAUUUCGUUUAUAUCGUUUUUUAUGCUCUUCUAAAUCGGCUCUUGUGGUAUAUUAGGCCAUGUGUCUCUUCAUUCUUUGGGCCCAUUGUACUUUUCACUUCAUUAUUAAUGAAGAGAUCGAACCUCCAAUUUUCCUUCUCUUAUUAA
Messenger RNA from Salvia splendens (bonfire salvia), 723 nucleotides. Its product is annotated as 10 kDa chaperonin, mitochondrial. Gene Ontology annotation, molecular function: metal ion binding; ATP binding; protein folding chaperone. Bases 176 to 469 code for a protein of 97 amino acids. The record is from RefSeq and is a predicted model, not a curated record. The transcript has 3 exons. Gene Ontology annotation, cellular component: mitochondrion. NCBI's taxonomy places the organism in Eukaryota, Viridiplantae, Streptophyta, Magnoliopsida, Lamiales, Lamiaceae.